Molecule: messenger RNA, 671 nt
Organism: Aspergillus steynii IBT 23096
Lineage: Eukaryota; Fungi; Ascomycota; Eurotiomycetes; Eurotiales; Aspergillaceae
Exons: 1
Coding region: 98-592 (164 amino acids)
Source: RefSeq, a predicted model, not a curated record
CUCCAUGUUUAUUCAUCUUUCUUUCGAUUCCAACCCAAUACCAUAUUCCACCACACAUAAAAGAUAUACACCUCUAUAAACAGACUUCCUCUUCAAAAUGCCUCUUCGACCAAAAUCCUCCAUCGCCGCCCAGUACGAAGAUUACUCCAUCUACAUCAUGCUCAAAAGCCGCGGUGCCCUCCCGGGAUUCCACUGGGGUCUAUUCAUCCCGACCAGCUCUCCAGCCGGGGAAUUAUGGCACGCAACCAACGAGACCGGUGGCUGGGUUGUUACGCCCACUUCGACCAACGAAAUCCCCUUCUCCAUGGCCCUUGUGCUGGCCUAUAAGAUCGGUUCUAUUAGUCCCAGUGGGUUAGGAGCUGUGAAGAAUAUUCUGGAUAACGUUCCGUACAAUAUAUCGCACUCGCCAAAUACAAAUGAGCCAUUCUCGUGCCGUAUUUGGGUGAAGGAUGCUUUGGUUCAGCUCCGUGAGAAUGGGUUCAUGCUUCUGAGGGAUGUUUCGGAGAUCGAAGAGGAGUUGAUUGAUCGAGCUAGUGAUCAUAAGGAGAGCGUGGAAAGAGGUGAGGAGGAUGCUGUGGUGGGGAGCUUUUGAAAUGGAUUGGCAUCAGGUGAGAGAAGGCUUAGAUGUACAGGGGUGAAAAUAGUAUCUCAAGUCAACUGAGCAAAAAGGC